This is a messenger RNA of Bubalus bubalis (water buffalo), 3245 nucleotides long. RefSeq names its product ajuba LIM protein (gene AJUBA). The transcript has 9 exons. Gene Ontology annotation, cellular component: transcription regulator complex; adherens junction; nucleus. Gene Ontology annotation, biological process: cytoskeleton organization; negative regulation of hippo signaling; positive regulation of miRNA-mediated gene silencing. Gene Ontology annotation, molecular function: transcription corepressor activity. NCBI's taxonomy places the organism in Eukaryota, Metazoa, Chordata, Mammalia, Artiodactyla, Bovidae. Bases 380 to 2074 code for a protein of 564 amino acids. The record is from RefSeq and is a predicted model, not a curated record.
AGUAGAUCCGGCCAGGCAGACAAAAGUUUGGGAGAGAAGUUGAGUCGGUGCUGAGUGUGAGCGAGGGGGGCGGGGGCCGGAGAGAGUGGGGGCUGCCGGGCGAGUCUACGCGUGAACAGAUAGACCUGCGGACGGGACAGCCGCGGCCGUAGGCCCUUCUAAGCCCCGCUUAACCCCUGAUGCGCGGGGGGACGAAACCCCUCUCGCUGGGGGAUGCUGCGGGAUUCUUGGCGCCGGGCAUCCGGACCGCCCGCUAAACCCCUGUGCCUAUCCUGUGCCCCUCGGGAUCCGGAGUCCGGCCGCAGGGAAAGAGAAGCGGCCGCCGAGACGCUGCAGGGUGCCGGGCGGGGAGGGGGCUGGACGCCCCAGACCCGAGGGCAUGGAGCGUUUAGGGGAGAAAGCCAGUCGCCUGCUGGAGAAGUUAAGACUCUCGGACUCCGGCAGCGCGAAGUUCGGCCGCAGAAAGGGUGAAUCUAGCCGGUCUGGGUCUGAUGGGACCCCCGGGCCGGGCAAGGGACGCCUGAGUGGGCUGGGGGGACCAAGGAAAUCAGGGCCCCGUGGAGCUGCUGGGGGACCUGGGGAUGAGCCGUUGGAGCCAGCCCGGGAGCAAGGCCCCUUGGACGCUGAGCGGAACCCGCGCGGCUCCUUUGAGGUGCCGCGCUACGAAGGCUCCUUUCCGGGGGGACCUCCUCCCUCCCGGGCCUUGCCUCUACCUCAGUCGUUGCCCCCCGACUUUCGGCUGGAGACCACGGCCCCAGCCCUAAGCCCCCGCUCCAGUUUCGCCAGUAGCUCAGCCAGCGACGCAAGCAAGCCGUCCAGUCCCCGGGGCAGUCUGCUGCUGGACGGGGCGGGGGCUGGUGGAGCCGGAGGUAGCCGACCCUGCAGCAACCGUACCAGCGGCAUCAGCAUGGGCUACGACCAGCGCCACGGCAGCCCUCUGCCUGCCGGGCCAUGCCUGUUUGGCCCACCCCUGACCGGGGUUCCGGCGGGCUAUUCCUCUGGAGGGGUGCCGUCCGCCUACCCCGAGCUCCACGCUGCCCUGGACCGACUGUGCGCUCAUCGGCCCUCGGGGUUCGGCUGCCAGGAAAGUCGCCACUCGUAUCCCCCGGCCCUGGGCAGCCCGGGAGCUCUAGCCGGGGCCGGGGUGGGAGCGACAGGGCCCUUGGAGAGAAGAGGGGCGCAACCUGGGCGACACUCGGUGACUGGCUACGGGGACUGCGCCGCGGGCGCCCGAUACCAGGAUGAACUAACAGCAUUGCUGCGCCUGACGGUGGGCACAGGUGGGCGAGAAGCCGGCGUCCGCGGAGAAUCCGCGGGGAUUGAGGCGUCGGGUCUCGAGGAGCCGCCGGGUGCGUUUGUUCCAGAGGCCGCCCGGGCCCGGAUACGGGAGCCAGAGUCCAGAGAGGACUACUUUGGGCCCUCUGCUGAGCCACAUCUUUCUCACCAUCUUUGGAGGCUUAGAGGCACGUGUAUCAAGUGCAACAAAGGCAUCUACGGGCAGAGCAACGCCUGUCAGGCUUUGGACAGCCUCUAUCACACCCAGUGCUUUGUCUGCUGCUCCUGUGGACGAACUUUGCGCUGCAAGGCUUUCUACAGCGUCAAUGGCUCUGUGUACUGUGAGGAAGACUAUCUGUUUUCAGGGUUCCAGGAGGCAGCUGAGAAGUGCUGUGUCUGUGGUCACUUGAUUUUGGAGAAGAUCCUCCAGGCAAUGGGAAAGUCCUACCACCCCGGCUGCUUCCGAUGCAUCGUUUGCAACAAAUGCCUGGACGGCAUUCCCUUUACCGUGGACUUCUCCAACCAGGUGUACUGUGUCACUGACUACCACAAAAGCUACGCUCCUAAGUGCGCAGCCUGUGGCCAACCCAUCCUCCCCUCAGAGGGCUGUGAGGACAUCGUGAGGGUGAUAUCCAUGGACCGAGAUUAUCACUUUGAAUGCUACCACUGCGAGGACUGCCGGAUGCAGCUGAGUGAUGAGGAAGGCUGCUGCUGCUUCCCUCUAGAUGGGCACUUGCUCUGCCACGGCUGUCACAUGCAGAGGCUCAGUGCCCGGCAGCCCCCUGCCAAUUAUAUCUGAGAUGUAGUCACUACUGCUGCCAACACCACCACUGACAAAUUCCUCUGGCCAGUGGGCCCCUCUGAGGCCAGCCAAGGCAAGAAAGGCACUGCAGGCCUGGCAGGAGAGUCCCCUAGGAAGGGCCCCAACGGCCAGAGACCCAAAGAUCAAGACAUUCCAAAUGGGGGACUUCCCUAGUGGUCCAGUGGCUAAGACUCGCAGGGGGCCUGGGUUCGAGCCCUGGUCAGCGAACUGGAUCCCACAGCUGAAGAUCCUGCGUGUUGCAACUAAAGAUCCCAUGUGCCACAGUGAUGAUCAAAGAUCACGUGUGCCGCAGUUAAGACCUGGCACAGCCAAACAUAAUUUUUUUCUUAGAAAAAAAGACAUUCCAAAUGGAUGUGGAGGAGGAGCCCUCUAGUUGCCAUGGUAGGGGUGACUGGCCUUCGUUCCAUGUGUGCAGACUGCGCUGUAGCAUGUGACAGGCACAUACAGGUGGGUUCCAAUACUUUCUAAAGGUCUGAUUCUGGUCUGUGUAUCUAAUAUACAUUUGUGUGCACACACACUCUCUCUCCUUAGUGACUGUUACACUUGGUUCAUUAGAAGUAGCUCAUCUCUCUGGAUCUGCUGCCUCUUAGAGGGAACCAGGAUUAUCCAUUGCAGCUCCCAAGCUCUGAGGUUCUGGGAGCCAGAGAGGCAAAACUCUUGGUUCUAAUGUUUGGCUAGACCUCUUAAUCAAUUCACUGAAAGUUUACUUAAAGUUCAUUUCUCUUAAUGACCAGGUUGCCAAAAACAGUUCUCUUUUGGGUAUUUUUAUAGCCAUUUCGUUGUUCUGUUCUGUUCUUGGGUAUUUCAGAUUUUUAUCUUUUUAUCUAAGAGUACUCUUGAGUUAUCAGCAACAUAAAUUUAUCAGAUUUGCAGCACUUUGUAAAUGAUUGGAUUGCUUCUUACCUUUGUGGAUAAUAUCUUUUUCUAUGUUAACCUACUUUUCAAACAUUAAACAAAUUUUUUUUUUUUUUUUUUAAUUUUUUGACCACACCAUGUGGCAUGUGGGAUUAGUUCCCCCACGAGGAUCAGACCCAUGCCCCCUGCAUUGGAAGCUCAGAGUCUUAACCACUGGACCACCAGGGACAUCCCAAACUUUUUUUUUUUUUAAGUAUAAAGUUUCCAGCAAUAAAUAUAAUUGGUACAAACA